This is a messenger RNA of Closterium sp. Yama58-4, 3528 nucleotides long. NCBI's taxonomy places the organism in Eukaryota, Viridiplantae, Streptophyta, Zygnematophyceae, Desmidiales, Closteriaceae. The record is from the annotation of a GenBank genome assembly.
AUGGCUGCCGCCUCCUCAGAGCCUCGCCCAUUGGAGCGCCUCUGCUCGUCUAACUUCGCGAAGCACCUCAUCGCGCCGCUGCAGCGCGCCUCUUCCCUGCUGGGCUCGGGCGACCUGUGGCAGAUGCACGCCGACGCGGAUGAGGCAGAGGCCGCCGCCCUCGCCGCUCAAGGCGACGCGGCGGCUUCCGCGCUAUGGCCGUGGAAAAUGAGCAACGUUGUCGCGCGCAUAGAGACGUCGCUGUCGCGGUUCUCGCGGAAUAAGCCGCCUCCUUCCCCCACCGCCUCGCGCAAGCCGCUGACAUCGCUCAAAGCCGCGAGUAUCACCGUCGAUGUGUCCUCACCGUCGCCGAAAUCUUCCGGUCCCGUGCCGAGGAUGUUCAAGCAGCGCGGCGCCGCGGAGUCGCGGAUUCAGUUUCGCCUCUCCCCGUCUCAUCUCGCCUCCGUCGCCGGCGCCUCUGCGGAACUUGAUUUCGCCACCGCUCGCAGCACGCACAAUGCUGCCAAGGCCACGCGCGAGGAGCCCGUCGGUCGCGUGGCGCCCGCCGCACGUCGCCCCAGAGCGAGCUUGAGCAUGGAUGAGGGGCAGCUGAGCAGAUGGCAGGAGCACGCCCCGGCUACGACAUCAGACAACGUUGACGGAGACAGCAUUGACAGAAAUAACGUUGACAGAAACGACGCCGUGCCGUCGAAGAAAGAACCGGAGUUCACUUCCUGGCUCGACGACCUGCAGUUGUAUCUUAUGAGCAAUAGCACGGAAAAUGUCUCCCUCUAUGACUAUGCGUCUGGUGCUGCCGCUGCUCCUGCUGCCACAGCCGAGCUUAGUGUACGUUCCCAGUGGCAGACUCGUGACGCUGCAGCUCGCCUUGCUAUCCGCAGUCACCUGCCGUUCGCUGAGCUAGAGCACUUUGGCGACUGCAAAACCGCUAAGGCCCUUUACGACGCUGUCGUUGCUCGCUACUCCUCACCUGCCACAGCCGAGCUUAGCCGUCUCAUGCUGCCUUACCUGUUCCCUGAGCUGUCCACCUUUGCUACAGUCGCCGAUCUCAUCACCCACCUUCGCACUAGUGACGCUCGCCUGCGUGCCGCCCUUCCCACCGAGUUCUGCGCUAAGAACCCCCCUCCACUGUACUGGACGCUCCAUUUCAUAGUCACCCGUCUCCCUGACACCCUCAGCUCAGUCCGAGACUACUUCCUUGCCCGCUGUCCCACUGAGCUCACAGUCACCCUCCUAGAGGAGAAGCUGCUAGCAGCCGAGAAGAGCAUUGUAGCUGUAGGUGCUGCUCGUGGCGCUCCUCGCACCCCCAUCUUUGAGGGGUGUUCUCCCUCUCCCCUCGCUCCCUCCUACGCUUCUGCUGCUGCUGUUGACUUCCUUGGUGCUGAGUCUGUUGGCGCUGCUUCUGCUCCUGGUGGGAGGCGCCGCACCGGCAAGGGCAAGGGGGGCAAGGGUGGUGGUGGUGGCGCUGGGGGGGGAGGUGGUGGGGGAGGUGGGGGAGGAGGCGGUGCUGGAGGGAGCGGUGGCGGGAGUGCUGGUGGGGGUGGAGGCAGCGGUGGGGGCGGGGGCGGCGGCGGGAGUGGUGGCAGCGGUGGCGGCGGUGGCAGCAGUGGUGGCAGUGGUGGCGGUGGCGGCGGCAGCGGUGGCGGUCGGAGCGGCGGAAGUGGCGGUGGUGGUGGUCGGAGUGUGGGCCCCAGCUCGGGCCAGUCCUCGCAGAAGCAGCAGCGUCCUCAGACGACCCAGCAGCUCCGUGAGUGGCUUGCUCAGCGUGGGACGUCGGGAGGCAGUGGUCGCUGUUCCUAUGUCAUUCGCACAGGUGAACGCAAGGGGCAGAAGUGUGGGAGGUUCCACACCCAGUACCGCUGCUUCUCCCGCCUUGACGACGCUUGGCGUGAGGAGAUGGGCGAGGAGGUUGAGCGCCCCCGCUGGGCUGAUCUGAUGAGGGCUGGUGUUGAUAUCUUUGCUCUUGAUUAUGAUGCUAUUAUUGCUGCCAUGUAUGCAUUGACUGUUAGUGCUGAGGGGGACUGUUACUUGUGUGUGCCGCCUGACCCAGGUAUAGAGCCCACUGCCCUAGGUACCAGCGAGUCUGCUCUCUCAGGUACUGUGCCUUCCGAGGCUACUCCCUUCGGUACACCCCCUCCUGCUAGCGAGUCUGCGCUCUCCGGUACUGCACCCGCUGAGGCCUUGCACACCUUCACGCUUGACUCAGGUGCUUCCCGCUGCUUCUUUCGUGACAGUACUGAGCUCACUCCCCUCCCUCCGCCGGUUCCAGUCUCCCUGGCUGACCCCUCCGGGGGUCCAGUUCUUGCACGGUCUACCACUGUGCUUCCCUGUCCGGCGGCUCCGUCUGGCUCGUUGUCGGGUUUCCACCUCCCCUCGUUCUCUACGAACUUGGUGAGCAACGCUGUUCUCCAUGAUCACUGGGUUGACACCUUUACUCCUGGAGGACAGCGUGUGGCGAUCCUCACGUGCUCCAGGACUGGCCGUCACCUGGCUACGUUCACUCGUCAGCUGGGGUCGAGUCUCUACACACUGACCACUACGUCUCCUCAGGUCGCUGCUGUUGGUCAGGUGUCUGCGUCAGGUCUAGUAGCCCACCCCUGUGAGUGUCGCUCCCUGUCGCACCAGACCCUUCUCUGGCACCACCGCCUGGGUCACCCCUCCUUGCCGCGCCUUCGUGGCAUGCACCGUCGUCACCUUGUGUCCGGUCUUCCCCGGUCUCUCCCUCCCCUCCCUGCCUCACCUGCGCCGCCUUGCCUUCCUUGCGUCGAGGGGCGGCAGCGCGCCGCUCCUCACUCCUCCUCGUUUCCCCCGACCGAGGCUCCUCUGCAGACCCUCCACCUGGACGUGUGGGGCCGAGCCCGCGUCCGUGGACAGGGCAGUGAGCGGUACUUUCUACUGGUUGUCGACGACUACUCGCGUUACACCACGGUCUUCCCCUUGCGCACCAAGGGUGAGGUCCCUGCUGUUCUGAUCCCUUGGAUCCGCACAGUUCGUCUCCAGCUCCGCCGCCGGUUCAGGACAGAGCUUCCUGUUCUGCGUCUGCACUCUGACAGAGGUGGUGAGUUCUCCUCUGACCUCUUGAGGGCCUUCUGUCAGGCGGAGGGCAUCGAGCAGUCCUUCACGCUUCCGGACUCCCCGCAGCAGAAUGGGGUUGCAGAGCGCCGCAUUGGCCUGGUCAUGGAGGUCGCUCGUACCUCCUUGGUUCAUGCGGCGGCUCCCCAUUUUCUGUGGCCGUUUGCUGUCCGGUACGCGGCGCAUCAGCUCAACCUCUGGCCCCGUGUCUCCUUGCCGGAGACCUCGCCCACACUGCGUUGGACGGGGGAGGUCGGCGAUGCGUCGCGCUUCCGGGUGUGGGGCUCUCGUGCCCUUGACGGCGAUACUUCCGCGGACAAGCUCUCCUCCCGCACACUUCCCUGUGUCUUCCUUGGCUUUGUCCCUGACGCGCCAGGCUGGCAGUUUUACCACCCCACCUCGCGCCGGGUCUUCGCCUCUCAGGACGUCACCUUUGACGAGUCGGUGUCUCUCAGGUAG